AUUUUGUAGUUCCUUUUUGCUCCACUUGAAGAGCAAGGAGCAUCAAGUGGCACCUCGCUUAAUUCCACUUGUUUUCGCAUCUUAUACCACACUUUUCAUGUAAGUUGAUUGUACACAGUAAUAUUAAAGUAUUAUGGAAGACUCAAACGAAAAAGAAAAGAAAUGCACCGAAAACAAAUUUAAAGAAAACUGCUUAUUAUUUCGAGACGCUGUACUAAAGGAAUUGGGGCUUCACGUCAAAGACUUGAGCAGUUUUCAAGCCUUUGCUAAGCUCUUAUAUUCUCCCAGAGAUCCUUCAAACCUGGCUGUUAUUCGGAUAUUCUAUGGAUUCUUAAUGAUUAUCGACAUUCACCAUGAAAGAGGACUAUCAUCUGCAGACAGCAGAUGGGGAAAUCCUGAAGAAUGCAGAUUUCCUUUCUUUAAUUUUUUGAAACCUUUACCUUUGGAAUGGAUGAUUACGAUCUACCUCCUCAUGCUGUUCGGUUCCACAGGAAUCAUGCUUGGGUACCGCUUUCGUUGCAGCUGCUUGUGUUUUCUUAUUCCCUAUUGGUACAUAUUUCUCUUAGACAAAACUCAUUGGAAUAAUCACUCGUAUCUCUUUGGUCUUCUUGGUACUCAACUGAUGCUCAGCGGAGCAAACCGAUGCUGGUCAUUAGAUGGAAGGAGAGAUCAAAGGAUUAGAAAUACACAUGUACCAUUAUGGAAUUACGCCUUAUUAAGAGGGCAGAUAUUCUUAGUGUACUUUAUAGCUGGAUUAAAGAAGACCAAUCUAGAUUGGAUAGGAGGAUAUUCCAUGGAAAAAUUAGGCCAACAUUGGGUGUUUGAUGGAUUUAGGCUUUUUCUCUCAGACGAUCAGAUAACAUAUUUUGUGGUUCAUCUUGGAGGCUUUCUAUUAGAUCUAACGGUGGGAUUCUUCAUGCUCAUGGAUUUCAGUAGAGCUUACGCAUUUUUGUUUUGUGGACUGUUUAACCUUAUGAACUCUCGGAUGUUCUCCAUUGGUAUGUUUCCCUACGUCAUGAUUGCUGUUAUGCCCAUAUUUUGUUCUGCUGAUUGGCCCAAAAAAUGUUUUUCGCUAUUUCCGAAACUACGUGACGCCAUAAUGUAUACCGAACCAACUGGAAAAAAUCCAGCAUGUAUAUAUGAGGAAAGAGAAGAUUGUCAAGAAGAAGUAACUGACAAAAAAGAAGAUAAUCAAGAAGAAGUAACUGACAAAAAAGAAGAUUAUCAAGAAGUAACUGACAAAAAAGAAGAUUAUCAAGAAGAAGUAACUGACAAAAAAGAAAACUACCACAAAGAGGUCUCGCCAUCUAAGACCAAAAAGUCGGCAAAUAAUGCGACUUUUUCCCACAAGAUGACAGCAUUAUUAUUCUGCUUCUACUUCGCUCUUCAAGGUUUUUUGCCUUAUUCUCAUUGGCUGACGAAAGGAUAUAAUACAUGGACGCAAGGACUUUAUGGAUAUUCAUGGGACAUGAUGGUUCACAACUGGAAAUACAUCCACACCACCCUCACGAUUGUUGACAAGAAAACAGGACGCCAUUUACACUUAGACCCCGAGGUUUGGACUAGAAGCCACAGAUGGACUCAUCAUGCGGACAUGGUGAAACAGUUUGCUGUUUGCGUGCAGGACAAGAUGGUAGAAAAAUAUGGUUUGAAGGACAUUGAGUUAUACAUAGAUGUAUGGAUAUCGCUGAACCGCCGUUUUUCUCAGAGGAUGUACGAUCCGACAGUGGAUUUAAUUUCUGCAAAAUGGUCUCCAUUUGAGGAAGUAGCAUGGGUCCUUCCUCUCCAAACGGAGCUGACAGACUGGAGACAGUAUCUUGUAGAUAUGGAAGAAAAAUUAUUCAACCAAUCGGAAAACAUAGAUGUUCUUUUUGUCACGGACUUUCCUGGUUUUCAUCUGAUCAACUACGUAAGAGAAGAUUUUGGAAAUACCACUCUUGACGUAUUGAAAGGAGAAGUAGAAAUCCGGACGGAAUCGAACGGAUCUAUACAAUUAACUGAAGGACAAAGCUUGAAAAUCCCAUCUUCAACAUACCACGUAGUGUCUCCUCUCAAGCAUAGCCCUGCCUGCUAUAUGUACACGUACUACGUUAACAGAACAGAAAUCUCAUCAGUCAGUCAGUCAUCAAAAAAGUCACAAAACGCUGAUACCUGUCCAGCAGUAAUGAAUAAAUAUAGUCAACUACAAGUGAAAAAAGUUGAAAUUAGUUUUUGCAAAGGUUUCUGCUGGGAAGAAUUCAAGAAGGACUUCAUAAAGAAAUUCGGCAUAUGGACAAGAAGCAUGAGUCUCUUCGGAAAAGCCUUUUACAGCAUUCUGACCCAGAAUCCAAUGAUCGUGGAGAAAAGCGAGUUGCAAACUGAAGACAGCUAAAGGAUUUUAAUUAUAAUCAAGAAAUACAGUUUUGUAUGUUGUCAAAAUGCUUGAAAUUGCGAAAACAAUUGAGAAAUAAAGGUGGAAAUUGCAAAUUUA
This is a messenger RNA of Stegodyphus dumicola, 2470 nucleotides long. It is a transcript of the gene GC, whose product is annotated as gamma-glutamyl carboxylase. Gene Ontology annotation, molecular function: vitamin binding; gamma-glutamyl carboxylase activity. Gene Ontology annotation, biological process: peptidyl-glutamic acid carboxylation. Lineage: Eukaryota; Metazoa; Arthropoda; Arachnida; Araneae; Eresidae. The record is from RefSeq and is a predicted model, not a curated record.